This is a messenger RNA of Lycium barbarum (goji berry), 981 nucleotides long. RefSeq lists its product as uncharacterized. NCBI's taxonomy places the organism in Eukaryota, Viridiplantae, Streptophyta, Magnoliopsida, Solanales, Solanaceae. Bases 1 to 981 code for a protein of 326 amino acids. The record is from RefSeq and is a predicted model, not a curated record. The transcript has a single exon.
AUGAUUGGAACACAUCAUAGCUAUAUUUUUUCUGAUGGCUCGGGUUUUCACAAAGGAUAUAGAUUUCUGAACAAAGAAUUCGUAGUGAACAAACUGAAACUUGUCGCAAUCGGAAAGGGUUUCGAGUUUGCUACAAAGAAGUCCAACAAAUCAUUGGUAAGUGUUGCAUGUGUUGAAAAAAACUGCAAGUGGAGGGUUCGUGUUGUUAAGUAUAUUAGCUCAAAUGCCUUCCGUAUCACAAAAUAUGAGCCUAAUCACUCUUGUGACUUAAGAUCUAUAUCUGGUAGACAUAGGCAUGCUUCUGCCAGCGUUAUUGCAGAAUUUAUCAAAGAGAGGUUUAGAGAAGGAAAAUGUCCUAUACCGAAGGAAAUAAUGAACAUUGUGAGUAUAGAGUUGGGAUGUGAUGUUAGUUACUGGACAUGCUGGAAGGCCAAGCAACUUGCACAAAAUAUGAUAUGGGGAACACCGGAACACGGAUACGCGACACUGGAAGCAUAUCGGUACGAGAUUGAAAAAGCAAAUGAAGAUAGCUUUACGGCUUUGGAGGUUCAAGAUGGCAGAUUUUUAUAUUUUUUUGUUUCCUAUGGGCCAUGCAUAAGAGGAUUUAAGAACAUAAGAAAUGUCCUCGUUGUGGAUGGCACUUUUUUAACGGGCCAAUUUGGUGGUGUAAUGCUAAUUGCAAGUGGACAGGAUAGUGAAAAUCAAAUAUAUCCUACAGCUUGGGCUGUGGUUAACUUAGAGAAUGAUCUUUCUUGGACUUGGUUUUUUCGUCAAUUACUCAAUGUAGUGCCAAAUACAAAUGAGUUAUCCAUCAUAUCAGACAGAAAUGCCAGCAUAAAGAAAGCAAUUGCUACAGUUUACGAUCAAGCUCAUCACGGAGUAUGUACCAGGCACCUUGGGGAAAAUAUUCGUACAAACUUCCAUGCUGGUUCUUCAAUCCUUGGUCUAUACUAUGACGCAUCGAAUCGAAGAGUUCAAUGA